Caenorhabditis auriculariae is the source of this 3639-nucleotide messenger RNA. The record is from the annotation of a GenBank genome assembly. NCBI's taxonomy places the organism in Eukaryota, Metazoa, Nematoda, Chromadorea, Rhabditida, Rhabditidae.
AUGACAGAAACUGAUGGAGGCGAAUCAGAAGGGAAAAAUGAAACAAAAUUUGCCAAUGACGUCACGAACGUCACCUCACUUGGACAAAACUUGAACACCAUGGCUGUGGCGGUGAGAACAUUUAUUCGGUAUAAAAAGAUUUUUCGAAGUUCUAAAUUAUUUAUUUCCGAGUUUUUAUUUUAUUUCAGGGAGCGGAGCAACCAAAAGUCCAUCCACAGCCAUGGUGCGGAAACCAUUUAGCCAGUCAAGACGAAAGAACAAACGUCUACAACUACAGCGACCAAGACGCAAAAGGAAAGUCAGCAAUGUAUCGGGUAGCUGAAAUCGCGAGGUUCAAUAAAGUUGGUUUCUUCGAAACUGAAAAAAAAUGAAAAACUUUCUUUUUAGCUGAGACACGUUUAUUCUCUUCUGGAUGAGAGCGGACCAGCUCACAAAAAACUUUUCACGGUUCGGUUAAAUCUGAACGCUGAUCAGGUAUAUCAAAAUCGCACUGAAGUUUCUUAAUUUUUGAUGUCAGAAUUUCAUCGGAAGCGGUUGUUCCAUAAAAAAAGCCCAACAAGCAGCGGCAAUGCAGGCUCUUGAAAAAACGACUCUUAGCAUCCCCCCUGAAAGAGUAUCCAGAAAGAAAAAAGGUGAAUGCGAAAGAAAAACAAAAGUUCGAAUUGCCUUUUUAAAAAAUUACUGAACACAGAAUCUCUUGGAAGUUUGAGAACUCAGUAUAGCUUUUUUUCAAAAGAUUCUAUUUAUUUAUGGACUUUUUUCUGUUGAAGAAAACGAGAACAAAUCGCCGAUUCAACUGCUGCACCACGUGUGCAGGACGCUGGGGAUGCGAGAGCCGGUCAUCACGACAACUCUCCUUCCAAAUGCUUCUUACAUGUUCGAGAAUGGAGCGCAGGACCCGAAAACCUUGUUUCCGGCUCUUCCUCCAAGCUCCUCAUGUGAUUGCUUUGCGAGACCGUUCAACGAACAGCCCAGCCCAUUUCUCUACGGCGUAUCCAUGUUUGAUAGACCGAUCGGUUAGUUUCGAUUCAGGUUUUCAAUGAACUUUUUGUGAAACUUUGUCAAUUGUACAAGCAUUUUAGGAUUGAACUUCAAUAACCUUCAAAGUCCACUCGCGACGCCUUGCACAAACGGAAACUUACCGCCGACUUUCAACACUCCUCUUCAUAUGGUAUUCCGUGGAACUAGUAAAGGAAAAUGGAAGAAAUUCUCAGGCUGCCGUUACAAUUGGUCCUGACACGAUUGAAACGGCUCUGGGAAUCACAGGAGCACAAGCCAAAACAAACGCAGCAAUAAAGGUCAAUCCAAUUCAAAGUUUUCGUGAACUUUCUUAUUCUUUCCGUUAUUUUUUUUCAAAAUUACUGGAAAAUUUUCUAUUUCCGCCCAGUUUAGGCUUUGGCUGUUCUGGAACCUUCUAUUCGGGAUUGCGAGAACCGGACUAAAAACAUGCUGAGAAACGCUAAAAAUGAGGAACAUGUGAAUUGGAUAUUCCACUGAAUCAACUUAUCUCCCAGUUUUUCAGCCGAUUCCCAAGCACAAAGAAAAAUCUGUGAUUAGCGAUGUCCACGAAAAAGCUGCUCAAUUGAAAACGGAUGUCGUUUUCGAGGUGAAACGGAAACAUACCAACUGUUUUUCACACUAUUACUAUUUAAGGUACUUGUUGAAGAAGGACCGCCCCACGACAGAAAAUUUGUGAUUCGCUGUAGUUUGCGUUCCGGCCCGAAUGAGGUCAGUUCAAUUUCUAAGUAGAUUCCUUUCAUUUAUGAAUAUUUCGACCUCUCAAUUUUUUCAGAUCUACGCAGAAGCGACGGGAACAGGUAGCCAGAAGAAAGAAGCAAAACAAGAUGCUUGUAGCAGACUUCUGAAAGAGCUCCAACUUGUUGGUUCGUUCGAUGCCCGCCUUCCUGAUAACGUUAAUUUUUAAAGAAAACACACCGAUCCACCUUGCAUCUUCGCUUUUCAAGUCUCAGAAGAAACUCCAAUCCAUGCCCAAAGAAAAAAGAAAAACACUCGACAAGGUAAUUUUUAUCGUAUCGUAUCUUUAAUGCCUUUUUUUUAGGACAAGAAAAUGGAUCCAGAUUACGGCCACCAGAUCAAUCCUGUCUCACGGUUGAUUCAGGUACAUUUUUACAGCUUUUUGCAAAAAAAAAAAAGAAAAAUAUGAAAAUUCUCAAAAUCAGUCAAAUUCAUCGCUUUUUACAUGGAUUCCGAACAGUGAUUGAUAGUUGAUGGUGUUUUUAUGGUCAAGAUCUUGCAAACGAAAGGAGGAAACUACGCUAAUUUCGAAUUCAUUGGAGAGCAGGGACAAAGUCGUUACAAGGAGUUUAUCAUGAGGGUAAGAAUUUUUCAAAGUUUGUGUGCAUAUUGUCUAAGUAGGUGACCUGUGGCGAUUUGGUUCACGAAGGCCGCGGUCCAAACAAGAGAUUGGCAAAAAGAGCCGCCGCAGAGGCAAUGCUUGCUUCCAUUGGCUACGAAAAACCUCUGCCAGCACCUGGAAAAAGUCUUUUGAAAAGGAAAACUAACGAAUAUGAACGUGAGUUAAAAGUUUAGACUUUUUUUUUCGCUAUUUAGAGGCUAAAAAUUAUUUCUAUUCUCUCAUUAAACCCUCAAUCUUUGUUCCAUUUUAGAAUUGGAAAACAGUGGAAAAACUUCGGAAAACGUCGUCCCUCUCCAUCCGUCUCCAGUAGAAGGAAAUCCACCACCAAUCAAUGAAAAUGUUAAAAAGUGUUCGAGUAUUCCUAUACCGAAUCGUAAUGGAUUCAUUUAGGAAUGAGGCCGAGGAGAAUGAAGGAACGGACGAUUCCAGCCGUCCAAUUUCACCUUUCGAAGAAAUUUCAAUUGAAGAAGCAACGUCGGGGUCUCCAGAAGCCUCGCGACGUCGCGUCACUUUUAGCAAUCAGGUCGAAGCGUGUCCUCCACCAGGUAUUUUCACAAUUUCGAUGAACUUUCACGUAGUUCGGCCGACAGGAGAUGUGAAUUAUCCCAACUCGGAGAUCACUACCCUCAACCUUGAAGUAGUAGUAGAAGGGAAAGUCCGCAAAAUCCGUCGCAUCAAAGAAGGAAGAAGGUCUUCGGCUCAGAGAUACAGUGGUUGUAAUUCAUUUUGCAGAGCGCUCACUGCCGUUCAGCGUGGAGAAGUUUCUCUCAUUGCUAAAAAUCUCAUCAAAACUUUCAACCUCGAGAAAAAUUCGCCUAACCCGAGUAAGAUUUGUUUUUCGAGAAAUUAAGAUUUUUGUUAUAUUUUAUACAAUUAGCCCAAAAAUUUAUUCAGAAACUCCUACUGCAAGUGCAAGAGAACAGCUGGAUACUAUCGGUCAACUUUACAAAUUCACUGUACAGUACACCAUCUUACCUGAGGUACCUUCUCUUCAGAAGGUGUAAAAUAGAAAAGAAGGGAAAAACUUUCAGCACAGCGAACACUUCACUCUUGUGACUCUCGGCUUGGAAGAACCCGUGGUGAGUUCAGAUUUGAGAUUCGAUUAUUGAAAAGCAAAGUUUGAGGUCUGCCAUGGAAAAGGCGAAACGACGGAACUGGCCACUGAAUACGCGGCUCUCACGGCUCUCUGUCGUUUGUCUGAGCUCGCUACAGCACAAAGCUCUUCUCAAAGUUCGUCUACUUCUCGGGAUCCAAGUGCCUGA